Messenger RNA from Emericellopsis cladophorae, 1119 nucleotides. Its product is annotated as UDP-glucose 4-epimerase. NCBI's taxonomy places the organism in Eukaryota, Fungi, Ascomycota, Sordariomycetes, Hypocreales, Bionectriaceae. The transcript is spliced from 3 exons. The coding region runs from base 1 to 1119 and encodes 372 amino acids. Gene Ontology annotation, molecular function: UDP-glucose 4-epimerase activity. The record is from RefSeq and is a predicted model, not a curated record. Gene Ontology annotation, cellular component: cytosol. Gene Ontology annotation, biological process: beta-D-galactose catabolic process via UDP-galactose, Leloir pathway.
AUGGCCGUUGGAACCGUUCUGGUCACCGGUGGUACCGGCUACAUUGGCUCGUUCACCUCCCUCGCCCUCCUCGAGCACGGCUACGAUGUCGUGAUUGUCGACAACCUCUACAACUCCUCCAAGGUCGCCCUCGACCGCAUCGAGCUCAUCUGCGGCCGCCGCCCGGCCUUUUAUGAGCUCGACAUUAGCGACGAGAAGGCCCUCGACGAGGUCUUCCAGAAGCACCCCGCCAUCGACUCGGUCAUCCACUUUGCCGCCCUCAAGGCCGUCGGCGAGUCGGGUGAGAUCCCCCUCGAGUACUACAAGGUCAAUGUCGGCGGCAGCAUCGCCCUUAUGCGCUCCAUGGAGCGCAACAACGUCACCAACGUGGUCUUCUCCUCCUCCGCCACCGUCUACGGCGACGCCACCCGCUUCGAGAACAUGAUCCCCAUCCCCGAGCACUGCCCGCGCGAGGCCACCAACACCUACGGCCGCACAAAGGUCAUCAUUGAGGACGUCAUCACCGACCAGGUCAAGGCGCAGCGCAACAAGUUGGAGAAGGCAGGCAAGUCCCCCGAGGCCUGGAACGGCGCGCUGCUGCGCUACUUCAACCCCUGCGGUGCCCAUCCUACCGGCAUCAUGGGUGAGGACCCCCAGGGCGUGCCGUUCAACCUCCUGCCCUUGCUGGGACAGGUCGCCACCGGUGAGCGCGAGAAGCUCCUCGUGUUCGGUGACGACUACGACUCCCGUGAUGGUACCGCCAUCCGCGACUACAUUCACGUCGUCGAUCUCGCCCGCGGCCAUCUUGCCGCUCUCAACUUUGUCCGUGAGAAGAAGCCCGGUGUCAAGGCGUGGAACUUGGGCUCGGGCCGCGGCAGCACCGUCUUCGAGAUCAUCAACGCCUUCAGCAAGGUCGUGGGCCGCGACCUCCCCUACGAGGUCAAGCCUCGCAGGCAGGGCGACGUGCUCGACCUCACCGCGCACCCGUCACUGGCCAACGAGGAGCUCAACUGGAAGACCGAGUUGACCAUGGAGAAGGCUUGCGAGGAUCUCUGGCGAUGGGUCGACAACAACCCUCAGGGCUACCGUCAAGAGCCCCCGCCUGAGCUGCUGGCAGCUGUCAAGACCUCAAAAGCAUAA